ACAUCCGGCAUUAUUCGUAAAUGUUUUUUUGUAUCUGGCAACGCUCAAAUACACAAAGCAAACGUGAGCUCAAUCCAAAAUAUAAAUUUGGUAAAGUUUGAGGAAAAGGACUAAUAUUUGCAGACAAAAGUGUCUUUGUAUUGCUUGUCGCAAAUAGCAAGGGGAAAGUGAAGCGAUAUAAAGGAUAAAACACAGGACAUUCACUUUAAACUCAGCAUCGUUUUGCUAAGCAUCUCGUGUAAAGGGCCACUGUAAAUUUUUGCUGUAACAAUGAAUAAACGCAACAAUAUUCGCUUACCUCCUGAAGUAAAUCGUCUGCUAUACGUGCGAAAUUUGCCUUAUAAAAUCACAUCGGAUGAAAUGUAUGACAUUUUUGGCAAAUUUGGAGCAAUAAGACAAAUUAGAGUUGGUAACACACCUGAGACGAGAGGAACGGCCUUUGUUGUCUACGAAGAUAUUUUUGACGCCAAGAACGCUUGUGACCAUUUAUCUGGCUUUAAUGUGUGUAAUCGUUAUCUUGUUGUCUUGUACUACCAAUCUAAUAAGGCAUUUAAACGUCUCGAUGUGGAUAAAAAACAAGAAGAACUUAAUAAUAUUAAAUCAAAAUAUAACCUAAAGACUCCAGAGGCGCCUUAGGUCCUGACCUUGAGGAGAUUGUGGGAGGGAAUUGAGUUGAUCUUUAUAUCGUAAAUCAUAAAAGUUUCUAUAACAUUUUUGAUUUAAUAUUGUGACUCUUUCACAUGGAUUUCUUCAAAAUAUGAAAUUUAAUUUAUAACAUAAAUAUUAUUUUUGCUUAGAAGGCAUUUAUUUUAUUACAUUGUUUAAAAUUAUUUUAAAACUGAUGUGGCAUAACUCAUUGGUAUCAUCUUAUGCCCAUCAAAACUUUUUAAUAUACUUUGUCUUCACAAUAUCAUCUGCAAUCAUCAUCAUUCAUACAAAUCAUACUAAUUGAUUCCAAACAUCAUCAUAACAUCAUUAAUAAUAACAAGCAAUAAAUGUAAAAUCGAAUUUUAUGGUCCUAUUAA
Bactrocera oleae (olive fruit fly) is the source of this 1025-nucleotide messenger RNA. It is a transcript of the gene Sf3b6, whose product is annotated as splicing factor 3b subunit 6. The record is from RefSeq and is a predicted model, not a curated record. Lineage: Eukaryota; Metazoa; Arthropoda; Insecta; Diptera; Tephritidae. Gene Ontology annotation, cellular component: nucleus; cytoplasm; ribonucleoprotein complex. Gene Ontology annotation, molecular function: mRNA binding.